This is a messenger RNA of Prosopis cineraria, 2784 nucleotides long. Its product is annotated as DEAD-box ATP-dependent RNA helicase 28. The transcript is spliced from 19 exons. The record is from RefSeq and is a predicted model, not a curated record. Lineage: Eukaryota; Viridiplantae; Streptophyta; Magnoliopsida; Fabales; Fabaceae. Gene Ontology annotation, molecular function: ATP binding; nucleic acid binding; RNA helicase activity. The coding region runs from base 80 to 2350 and encodes 756 amino acids.
AACUCUUCCUGACUUCCUCAACCCCUACUAAGCCCUGGAGUAACAAUAAGCGGCCCUUUUCCCAACUCCGCCUCCAACAAUGGCUAUCGGUUUCGUAUUCGAAGCUCCUAGCGACGAAGAAAUCGAGCGCUCUGAUUCCGAAGACGAAGAACAGGAGCAAAGCCAAGAAGAAGAAGCAGAAGAGCAAAGUGAUUAUGACAACGACGACGACGACGACGAAGAGGAUGCAGAAGGAAGAACACGAGUUUCGAACAAGAAAUCUCAAUCCCCGUGGGACUUCGCGAAGUACUCUGAAUCCGUCUCGGAGGAACAUGCCCGACGAAGCACAACCUCGGUAGAUCAGAAAAUUGCCAAAGCCAUUAAAGAACGUUCCACCCCGCUCAGAAAGCCCGUCGAAGAUGACCAGGAGAGCUCCGAGUCCGAACCCGACAAACAAGAGGACUACAAAUCAGAAGAGGAAGAAGAUGAAGGUGGCAAUGCAAGUGAGAGCAAGUCUUUCUUCGCGCCAUCUGACGGAGCUUCGUUCCAUGCUGAUUCAUUCAUGGAGCUUAAUUUGUCGCGUCCUUUGCUCCGGGCUUGUGAGGCCUUAGGAUACGUUAAACCGACACCAAUUCAGGCAGCGUGUAUACCACUUGCAUUGACUGGUCGUGAUAUAUGUGGUAGUGCCAUUACCGGUUCGGGGAAGACAGCUGCCUUCUCACUGCCUACUCUGGAGAGGCUUUUGUACCGUCCGAAGCAUGUGCAGGCCAUAAGAGUCCUCAUUCUUACUCCAACCAGAGAACUGGCUGUCCAGGUUCACAGUAUGAUAGAGAAGCUUGCUCAGUUUACUGACAUAAGGUGUUGCCUGGUUGUUGGGGGUUUGUCUACAAAGGUGCAAGAGGCAGCCUUGAGAUCAAUGCCAGAUAUUGUUGUGGCUACUCCUGGACGCAUGAUAGAUCAUUUACGCAAUUCCAUGUCAGUGGAUUUAGAUGACCUUGCUGUGCUAAUCCUUGAUGAGGCUGAUCGUCUAUUAGAGCUUGGAUUUAAUGCUGAAAUUCAUGAACUUGUUCGCUUGUGUCCCAAGAAAAGGCAGACCAUGCUCUUUUCAGCCACCAUGACUGAGGAGGUUGAUGAACUUAUUAAGCUUUCUUUAACGAAACCCUUGCGUCUGUCUGCUGACCCAUCUGCAAAACGGCCAGCAACCUUGACUGAGGAGGUGGUUAGAAUAAGAAGAAUGCGUGAAGUAAAUCAGGAAGCGGUUCUUCUCACACUCUGUUCCAAAACUUUUACAUCUAAAGCGAUCAUAUUCAGUGGAACAAAGCAAGCUGCGCAUAGGUUGAAGAUUAUAUUUGGACUAGUUGGUCUGAAAGCUGCUGAACUUCAUGGAAAUCUCACUCAGGCCCAGCGUCUUGAAGCUCUAGAGCAGUUCAGGAAGCAGCAAGUUGACUUUUUAGUUGCUACUGAUGUGGCCGCUCGAGGCCUAGACAUCAUUGGUGUCCAAACUGUCAUCAACUUUGCAUGUCCACGGGAUCUUACCAGUUAUGUUCAUCGAGUAGGACGUACUGCAAGAGCUGGCAGAGAAGGAUAUGCUGUCACGUUUGUGACUGACAAUGACCGCUCACUUUUAAAAGCAAUUGCAAAGAGGGUGGGUUCAAAGCUGAAGAGCCGUAUUGUUGCAGAGCAGUCUGUAGUUAAGUGGUCUCAUGCAAUUGAGCAAAUGGAGGAUGACAUUGCUGCAAUUCUCGAAGAAGAGAGGGAGGAAAGAGCCCUAAGGAAAGCUGAAAUGGAAGCAACAAAGGCUGAAAACAUGAUUGAGCAUAGGGAAGAGAUAUAUUCCCGCCCCAAAAGAACUUGGUUUAUGACAGAGAAGGAGAAGAAGGUUGCUGCAAAGGCAGCAAAGACUUCUAAUGAAAAGGGAAAGAGCUCUGGAAAGGAAGUUAUUAGCGCGGACCAAGCUGAAGCCCUAAGAAUGAAGGAAAAGAGGAAGCGAGAGAGAGAAAAAAAUUUACCCAGGAAGAAGCGCAGAAAAUUGGAAGCUGCUAGAGAGAUGUUAGAGGAUGAAGGUCAUUUUGAGAAGCCAGAAGCUAAUGAGAAAAAUAAGAAAGAAAAGACUGGAAUGUCACUCGUUGACGUGGCAUACCGACGGGCAAAAGCAGUUAAAGCUGUGAAGAAGGCUCUAGAUUCUGGCAAAAUUGUGAAGAAGGGUAAAAAGAAAUCGAAUCAUUCUUCACGAAAGACUCCUUCAAGGACAGAUGAGAUGCGGGAGCUUUUUCAAACUGAUAUGAGCGAGAAAAAACAAAAAAGAAUUGGUGGACCAGGGAAGAAGUCCAAAAGCUCAUUCAAAAGCAAGUCAAGGUAUAAGCGCAGGUAGUUUGUUUGUUAUGGCAAGAGUGAAUUUUGAUCAAAUGUAUACCUCAAAAGCCGGUGCUUGAACGCAUUGUUGUGGGAGGAUUUUGACACUUAAAUCCGUAUGCCAUACUCAUAUUCCACCAUUAGAGCUGAUGAAUGAAGCUGUGGCUGUGCGAGUGCGAGAAUAGUGACAGGCAAGCGGACCUAUGUGGGAAACAGUGAAUAUAACCUGAUGGGGACAUGGUGAAUGGAUCUGCAAGUAUCUUCUGACUCUUCAGCAUGUCAGCAUGAAUAUUCUCUCACUCCAUUGUACCAUAGCUUGAUAUUUUCUCAAUUUUGUAAUCUAGGCAUCAGACGUUAACGUUUUAUUGAUUACUUAAUGUAAAAUCAUUUAUGACAGAAUUAUCUUUGGUAGUUUUUGAAUUUUUGAAUUUGAAUUUAAAUUUAGAUAUUAAA